Molecule: messenger RNA, 2552 nt
Organism: Sander lucioperca (pikeperch)
Lineage: Eukaryota; Metazoa; Chordata; Actinopteri; Perciformes; Percidae
Gene: gosr2
Product: golgi SNAP receptor complex member 2
Exons: 6
Coding region: 191-829 (212 amino acids)
Biological process (GO): vesicle fusion; intra-Golgi vesicle-mediated transport
Cellular component (GO): late endosome membrane; SNARE complex; Golgi apparatus
Molecular function (GO): SNARE binding; SNAP receptor activity
Source: RefSeq, a predicted model, not a curated record
UCUCUUUCAGGUGACGCGGCAGAACUUCCGCUUUCCCAUUUCCGUACACAAACGCUCUGCUGAUGACGUGUACACUCCGCCACCGUUAGCUAGCUAGCUAGCUAGCUUAGCCACCUGUCAGAAUAAAGGGGUUAUAAAUAAAGUAACGCUACAACGCAAGGGGAAACAGCGCUUCAACAAAUCACGGAAGAUGGAGACGCUUUACCAUCAGACAAACAAGCAAAUCCAGGAGGUGCAGUCUCUUAUGGGACAUCUGGAGAAGACGGAUCGUCAGUCAGUACACUUGUUAGAGAAUGAACUGCAGACUAGAAUCGACCAGAUCUUCAAUCAUUUAGAACGCCUCGAGAUCCUGGCCAGCAAGGAACCACCAAACCGCCGCCAGAAUGCCAAAUUGCGAGUGGACCAGCUUAAGUAUGAUGUCCAACACCUUCGAACCGCCCUGCAAAAUUUCCAGUACCGAAGCUACGCCAGAGAGGCCCAGGAGAGAGAGAGGGAGGAACUAAUGAGCCGUACCUUCACGACCAACGACGCAGAUACCUCCAUCCCCAUAGAUGAGACCCUACAGUUAAACUCCAACUUGCACAAUGCACACAGAGGCAUGGAUGACCUCCUUGGCAGCGGCAGUAGCAUUCUCAAUGGUCUGAGAGAUCAAAGAUCUACGCUAAAGGGGACCCAUAAGAAGAUGCUGGAUGUGGCCAACAUGCUGGGGCUGUCGAACACAGUGAUGAGACUGAUAGAAAGGCGAGCAACCCAAGAUAAGUUCAUCAUGAUUGGAGGCAUGCUGUUGACCUGCAUCUUCAUGUUCCUGGUAAUCAGAUACCUGGGCUGACCACCAUCCAUCCACAACGGCCGUUGUGAUCAGUCGUGGACCUUUCUGCAGCACAUUAUCCCUCAGGAUGUGAAAAGUGGCAGAAUUGAAUUUUUAACAUCCAAUUUAAAUAUAUUUUUAAUAAAUUGUGCCAAUAUAGUUUUUUUUUCCACCAUUUCAAUUAUUUUGAGCACCUGCAAAAUGGUAAGGUUGAAGACCUUAAUUGCAUUCAGUAUUUUAUUCCACCUGAAGCUACAAUAGAGCAUUGAACUGUAUCAUAGGUCUGCUGCUUUCCUCAGAUGACUACCACAAAUCCAUAACCUAGUCUUUUUAUCAAAACCACUUUAUCACUCUUGUGACUACCCAAAUGGCUUUUUCAAAAAUACUUAAACCGAUCUUCAUACUCGAUUUGCUCUUGCCUCCAGUGAAAAGCUAUUUGUUUUGUUCCUGAAUCUGUCAGUGUUAUUCUGCCUUGUUGGUUCUUAAAUAGAAAUGUACAAUGUUUCAUUACAUUGCAACUCAAUAAUACACCCUGAAGAAUAUUUUGUUUUAUGUUUAUCAUGUACAUAACAGCAACAUGAAUCUGUUCUGAAAGACAAUGGAAGCAGCAAUUCAUUUAUCGUUACAUUUUUUUUCAAUAUAAGCUUGGGUCUAGUCUCACUAUGUGAGUGAUUGAGUUCUAUUAAUAUAAUAAAACAUGUUUCAUUUCCUUUGUAUAUCUAUCAAAUGACUGCUGGAAUCUGCUAUUAACAGGAGCGAAGUAUAGUUGAAACUGAUGGGUGUUAACUCAGCAAUUUUUUUUUUUUACUGCUUUCACAAGUCUAUUCAAGGCAACUAGGGCACCAUCUAGUGUUGGUUGACUGUUCCCAAUGAAGUGAUGCUGGUGUUUUCAUAUUUGACUGCUGAAUGGUUAUGUUUACGUGUGAAUUUCAUUAACCCUAUAGAUUAUCGAAAAACACAUGAACUCAAGAUUUUAUUUGCUAAAACAGUAAGUUUUUAAAAAAUACAGAGUUGCUACUGUAAAACAGAUCAGUCAUUUACCAUCCCAACCCAUCUUAACCCAGCUAAUUUAGAAACAAACUUAAUAAAACAUACAUGUGACCAUCUUCCAUCCAUCUUCUCAAUCUGCUUUUUCCAAUACCAAACCUCUAGAAUGUUAAUAGGUUAAUCUACAGCAGGUUUAUUUACAAAAUUACACAAAAGCAAAACACAGCCCUUCUUUUGAAGAGCAUUUUUGUAAAAUAACUUAAAAACAGAAAAAUACAUUUAUUGCAGUAUACUACAAUCUUAUUGUUACAUGAUGCAAACGCACCAUCUUGAUGUACAGAUUUUCAGUGCAAUUUAUUCAGGUGCACCCUCACCACAGGGAACAUGAGCUUUGCCUCAGAGCAUCAGGGAUGUUAAAACCCCUACAUCACAUUUCCCCUCGCUUUGUGACAAUGUCAUACCGAUCUGGACACCAUAGCUGUAAUUUCAUAUGGUCAUCAUUGAUGAAAUUCUUCACAUUACACACUGAUAUAUGUACAAGUUACUGCAAUACAAAUUAUUUGAGAGCAAGGAUCCAAUAGAGAGCAAGUAGUCAUAAGAACAUAAACAAUAUCAGUAAAUAUGAAGUAGUCUGUCUCUGAAGGUUACAUUAGAGUUGAAGCCUUUGCCUACCACAUACUCCUCCUCCUAACAUGAUUCAGCUUAUAGCUUCAGUCAUUACGCCUCUUUGGCUGCCAACAUGAGCAAAAACUGAAAA